This is a messenger RNA of Amoebophrya sp. A120, 315 nucleotides long. NCBI's taxonomy places the organism in Eukaryota, Dinophyceae, Syndiniales, Amoebophryaceae. The record is from the annotation of a GenBank genome assembly.
CGUGAUCAACAUAAUAUGGUCAGAAGUACUACUAUACCAGGAGACGUCGAAUUUGAUCUGCAGCCGGACCACAGAUUAUUCGAUCCUGAGGACUUGCCGGAUAUCAACUUUAUGGGCGACGUCGAGGGGGUUGGGGCACCAGAUCUUCAGUAUGAGCUCCUACAUCUGAACAAUCACAAUUCAACGUCCUCUCCCCACGCGCACUUUUUCGCGGAGACGGACUUGUUCCGCAUGCGGGACAUAGUGUCGGCCGAGGAGAAGGCGACAGCGUUUCUGGAGAAUGAAAUGCGAAUCGCGGAACAGGAGAAAGGAGGG